AGGCCAGACUCAGCAUGGCCCUCCACACCCAGAGCCGACAUGAAGCCAAGCAGAGAGAGAGAGAGAGAGAGAGAGAGAGAGAGAGAGAGAGAGAGAGAGAGAGAGAGAGAGCCCGGAGUGAAGCUCGGUAAUGAUGGAGGAUCUUUGAACACGGAGCUCGUUAUUCACCUGUGAGACUGAGGUCUGCCUGCUGCCCGAGUCAUGAAGCUGAACCCUCAACAGGCUCCUCUCUAUGGGGAGUGUGUGCUGACUGUGCAGCUCAGUAAUGAAGACGUGUGUCACCGUGAUGAAGAGGAGGAGGCAGAGUUUUAUCUUCUAUUCUCAGGAUCGUCACAGAGACACGUGAGCAGCACCCUGAGAGUCAGCCAGGUCACGCUGCAGGCGGUGUGUCCAGCCCAUAAUGUGUGUGAGCAGGUCUUGGUAACAUUAUGUGUGGCUCGGCCUGGAGGACCAGUGGACACACACUCUCAGGAGACCUUCUGCUUCAUACAGGAUCUGGCUCUGGACAUGGCUCACUUCCUGUUGCACUGCACAGAUCCACAGGAAGCUCUGAUGUUGGAGGACCAGCAGAGUGAGAGGUUGGAUCAGAGUCUGGCCCUGGCCCUCAAACACCUCAGCCUGCCCCCCCACAGGACGACAUCAGGACCCCCCACACACACACACGCUGACACACACACAGCUGAGGCUCGAGUCCAGCAGCUCUGCAGUCUGCUGCACUUGGCGUCCCGUCACGGUCUGAUGGCAGUGGCGUCGUUUGUCCUGCAGCAGCCCGGAGGUCGGGACGCCCUGAGGAGGCCGAGCGCUCGGGGAGAGACGGUUGCCCAAGAGGCCGAGAGACGAGGACACGAGCAGCUGCUGCAACUCCUCAGACGGUACGAGACGUCCUCACAUGUCGAAGAGGAACCAGAGGAGCAGGUGCUUUCUUACCCAGAAGGCCGAGUGUUCUGGCGCCAUGCAAACCUGGGUACCUACACCCUGACAUUACAGAGAGAGGAGGGGGCGGAGCCUGAGAGCAGAGAGCACCUACAGGACGAGGUGGAGGAGCUGAGGAGGCUGAUUCACCUUCACAGAGACACCAAGGGAACCUCGGGUGUGUGUGGUCACAGAGCAGAGACAUACACCUGCACAGCGCCCUCUGGUGGUGGGCUGCAGGCGUGCACUAACGGGCAGGAUGCAGGCCCAGCCGCUGUAACCAUAGAGACAUGUAGCACAACAGAGGAACAGGGAAGUCCUUUGUCAUUGGAGGAGAGGACACAGGGGGCGGAGCUUGCUGCUUUCACUCAGACUUCCUGUAGCAGUGGUUUGUCUAUUUGUAAGAAACAGGAAGCUGGAGGAGAAGUGAAGGGAUCUGCAGGCCGCGCGAGAAAGAACAAAAAGAAGAGUUGUAAAAGAAUGAGCAGAGAGGAGAAGAAGAGGAACGCUCAGAGGAACACAGACACCAGCAUCCAAGACACUCCAUUACCCAUAAAGCCUGAUGGGAAGUGUGCCCCCAGUCAUGCAGUUGCCGUGCCGACCACUACUGUCGUAGAAAAACAGGAAGUAGAGAAGUGGGAAGUGGAGCAGCUGAUGUGUGAGCGAAGUGUAGAAACGGAAUCAGUAACGGAGCAGAGACACACUGAAGGACGGACUCAGACACACACUCAGAGCCGAGACCUGAGAUCAGCUGUUCAGCCCACAGAAACCAUGGGUCAGGAACAGUCACAGGGUCCUCAGGAGAGCCAGUCAGACCCAGAGGGGCCGAGUCCACCUGACAUGAAGUCCCCCGAGGUGGAGAGGAAACCCCGAAGAGUUCUUUGGAGGGAUGGAGGCUGGAUGAGCAGCAGGAUGGGAUCAGAAACAAAGACGCUGUGGUAUGAGGGGGAGGGGGGUGACCUGCAGCAGGGGGGUGAAGGAGGUGUGAACUCUCAGUCUGUUUGGUAUGACGGAGACACGAUGGACACGAGUGGACAAGAAGAGCCGGAGCAGAGAGAGCAGGAAGCUGAGAGUCCGUCUGCAGCUUGGCCACAUGCUGCUGGACCUCAGCCAGCUCCGUCACAUGGGCCCAGCGCCGCACAAAGACAGGAAGUACACGCACCACAGAGAGAGGAGGAAGCAGGGCCCGAGUGCAGGAGAGAGAGAGGGGCCAGCGAGAGCAGAAAGAGCUCAGAAACGGCCGACAACAACAACGAGGAGAGAGAGCCGAAGAGCAGGAGGAAGAGGAGGAAGAAGAGAGGGAGGAGAGGGAGCUCCGGCUCCAGCAUCGAGUCUCACAGAGGGCCAGAGGCAGACCUGAACCCAGAGCAGGAGGAUCAGACAGGAACCGUCUCUGAGACCACCACCAGAGAGGAAGCUGAGCAGGACGCCAUGACGCUGCCCGGUCAGACGGAGGGCCGCAGCAGUGUGUUUUCUCCAGAGGUCGCUGUGACAGACGAGAGGGGGACGGAUCAGACUAGAGGGACCCCUGUACACACGGGGGACACACAGGAUGUGGACUGUGAACCUGAUCACUCCACUUCUUCUUGUGACGCUGCUGCAGAACGUCCUGACAUCACUACGACAGACGGAGAGGGAAACACAGCUGACGGAGAGGAAUCAAGGGGACAUGUGGGUCAGGACCUUCAGACGGAGGAGGACUUGUCAGUCCAGGCGUCUCUGUUUACAGACGCUCCUCCAUCCACAGACGACUCAUCUGAGGUGGAAUUUCCUGAACUCAAAACACAACCCGUCCCGCCUCUGGACUCAGACAGAGCGGGUCAACCUGUGGACCAAGGGGCGGGGCUUCCAGGAUUUAUGGACUCAGAGCGUCCUGCAGGGACAGGGGGUCCACCGUGUGAAGGUACAGCGGAUGUGUCACUGCUUCUAACAGGGGAAGGAAGCGCUGAGACAGCUCCGAGGGAACACUCAGGGCAUUGUUUGACCUCGGAGACGAUGAGAGAUCAGCAGCAGGAGAUGUGUGUGGGUGAGGAGGGGGUGGGUAAGGAGAGGAGGAGAAGGAGUGAGGAGGGUGACAUCAGGAUGGUACAUGGGGAGGAGAAAUCGUCUUCAAACAGAGACACAGAGCACAAACACAACGAGGAGGAGCUCGCUGCAGCAGCUGUAGCGGUCGUAGCGGUAGCGGUAGCAUCAGCCUUGGUUAGCAUAGAACUGAGCCGACAGUUAGCUAACAAUGAGUCAGAGGGGGAGGAGUCUGCAGGAACAGAAAGAUCAGAGCAGGAGGUACUAACUGAUGCUGAUCGGUCCCUGCAGCUGACGAGGAACCAGCACAGACACGUGUUAGCAUCGAGCACAGCUGAGGCGGGAAACACGCUGAAAGAGCAAGCUAACGAGGAGCCGUUAGCAUGUGACACUGAAGAGCAGCUAGCAGAACAUCUCCAUAGCAACCAGCAGGCUGUAGACACGUCUGCCUUCACACAGCCUGUCACAGAAGGAAAUCAAACCCGACCUGAAGGAGCAGACAGCACGCUGAAGGCCGUCCUGAAAACUUCAAGACGAGUUACAGACGAGGUCACAGCCGAGGUCACAGACAAAGUCACAGAUGAGGUCACAGAGGAGGUCACAGACAAGGUCACAGCCAAGGUCACAGCCGAGGUCACAGACGAAGUCACAGCCGAGGUCACAGCCGAGGUCACAGACGAAGUCACAGAUGAGGUCACAGAGGAGGUCACAGCCGAGGUCACAGACGAGGUCACACACAAAGUCACAGAUGAGGUCACAGAGGAGGUCACAGCCGAGGUCACAGACGAGGUCACACACGAAGUCACAGAGGAGGUCCCAGACGAGGUCCCAGACGAGGUCACGGCCGAGGUCACGGACAAGGUCACGGAUGAGGUCACGGACAAGGUCACGGAUGAGGUCACUGCCGAGGUCACAGAAGAGGUCACAGACGAGGUCACAGACGAGGUCACAGAUGAGGUCACAGAAGAGGUCACAGACGAGGUCACAGACGAGGUCGACACUCAGACGGAGAGCGAGCUCCUCUCUCCUGUUAGAGACACAGAACAACAUCCAGAGGGCAGCAGAGAGCAGCCUGUCUGUCUGAGCGAGGCAGGAGGUGAGACAGGUCUGCAGGUACAGGAAGGUGAGAGGAGAGAUUUGUCCCAGGUUAGAGAGAGCCAGGCUCCUCAGCUGGAUGAACAGGUUCAGGGUCCCUCUGCCCCCCCCUGUGACUCUGCAUCUGAAGCUGAUCCUCGUCAUGAGGAACCCCCUGUGGACGUGGAUCUGAGCGAGCAGCAGUCGUCCCGGUCUCUGUCAGACUUGACGCGGGCUCCUGUGGGCGGGGACAGUGAAGAUCGGGACUUCGACGCAGAUAUGGACGCGGUGGACGGAUGGAAGGAGAGAGAGAGGACAAAGAAGGAGAGAGGAGAGGAAGUGAGGAGAGACGAGGUGACAGAGGAGGACACAUCAGAGACAGAAGCAGAAAGCUGUGAGCCGAGCAGCCAAGAGAAGGACAGCACACACAUCCAGCAGAUCCAGAGGGACAGAGACGUCUUCUCACCUGCUCAGCCCCGCCCUGAACCCAGCUUGCCCACAUGUACAGACGUCCUCCCAGAGACAGACGAGUGUGUGUCGCUCUGUUUGACACACCAAGACAGUAUGAAGGUCCGUCCUGAGCCGGACGACUGUGUCUUUAAAAAGCCUGCAGACCCUCCCCCCCGUGGAGGGGUGUGUGUCUCCUGGUCCUCCACAGAUGAAGCCUGUCCUGGUGAGGACCCUCUGGACCCAGCGGCCCCUCUGACCUCCAGGCCGUCCUGGAAGUCUGAAACAGAGGACCGAGGAGGAGGAGAAGAAGCGGACCAGCUCACAGAGAAUCCCGUCUCCUCAACCGUCAUGCGAGCGUCCGUCCGCUCUCUCUCUCCACUCCGACGUCACAGCUGGGAGCCGGCCGCCGCGGAGAGUGACAUCACAGCCAGCAGCCCUCUGAAGAGCCAAUCAGGAGAGAGCAAGAGAGCCAAGAACCCCCUGCACAGGAGAAGCAUGAGCUGGUGUCCAUCCAACCUGCAUCUCCCUGAUCCUCAGCAGCAGCACAUAGACAACAGGAGCUACAGUCUGGAGGGUCUGGAGGAGAGGGGGAUGCUGCAGACUCAAUGUCCCAGCAUCCUCUCUGAUCAGCAGGAGAGGAGUUCAGGGAGGAGAGAAGAGAGAGGCUCCCUGCUGUCCCUCACUGAGGAGGAGCAGGAAGGAGACGCCUGCAGCUUCCACAACCAGUCGUCACAUCAGGUGCUGUCAGUGACCAACAGCUGUCCCGCCAUGUUUCACCACCAAACCCUCACCAAAUCCAUCUCCAUGGUAACCAUCAGAGACAUAGGUGCGAUUGGAUGUUCUCCAUCAAAGCGACGAAUCAGCUUGUCCCUCAGUAUCCCCUCUCUCCUCCCUAAAAAUAGACGCUUCUUUUCUAUUGGCUGCUCCUCCAGUGAUGAUGAGGAGGAGGGAGGGAGGGGCAGCUCGUUCUGCAGUAACUCUGGCUCACUGGAGUACAGUAUUUCAGAGGAGGAGCCCGGCCCCCUGCGGAGCGACACUGAGGGAAAAGGAGGCCCUAAAAUCAGCCGCACGUUCAGCUACCUCCGCAACAAGAUGACCAAGAAAGGAAAGGUGAGAGCGUCUGCAACAGGUGCAUGCACCGCACCAGCUGAGGGGAGGAGCUUUACAGGGGGAGGACUUUUACAGUGGGAGGAACUUUGCAGUGGGAGGAACUUUAGAGUGGGAGGAGCUUUAAAGUGGGAGGAGCUUUACAGGGGAGGAGCAUUAUGUGGGAGGAACUUUACAGGGGGAGGAGCUUUAUCGUGGGAGGAGCUUUACAGGGGAGGCGGUUUACCGUGGGAGGAGCUUCGCAGUGGGAGGAGCGUUACAGUGGGAGGGGCUUUGCAAGGGGAGGGGCUUUAA
Molecule: messenger RNA, 5859 nt
Organism: Labrus mixtus (cuckoo wrasse)
Lineage: Eukaryota; Metazoa; Chordata; Actinopteri; Labriformes; Labridae
Product: A-kinase anchor protein 13-like
Exons: 22
Coding region: 202-5859 (1885 amino acids)
Biological process (GO): positive regulation of canonical NF-kappaB signal transduction; adrenergic receptor signaling pathway; regulation of Rho protein signal transduction
Cellular component (GO): membrane; actin cytoskeleton
Molecular function (GO): MAP kinase scaffold activity
Source: RefSeq, a predicted model, not a curated record